AUGAGCUUUCGAUUUUGGGGCCGCUUCAUUUUCUUUUUCUGCGUCUUAUUGGGUGCCAUUGAUUCGAGAGGUGGUCGUCGAGGAGGCAAAGGAAAAGGAAAAAGUAACCUGCAAUUCGCUCAAGUUGCCGAGUUUUCGUUGGUUCAGACGGUUCUUUCCGAUAAUAGAAGCGCUCAGAUCAUAACUGGCUCACAUUUCAGUCAGACCUAUCGAUUGGGAUAUAAACUAUUGAUUAUUUGCAAGGCUCGAGGAGAUCCCAGGCCGACUAUAAAAUGGUACAAAGAAGGAGCAGAGAUACAACCAAAGGCGAGCAUUCACUACUAUGAAAAGCCAAUCGAAAAUGACACAAUUUGGAGUAAACUAGAAGUUGACCCGGCUACGAUGGGUGACCAGGGAGUCUACGCUUGCGUUGCCAACAACCCGCAUGGAGUGAUGGCUAAGAAUUUUAAAGCAGAAUACACUUACUGA
This is a messenger RNA of Caenorhabditis briggsae, 468 nucleotides long. It is a transcript of the gene Cbr-oig-4, whose product is annotated as Protein CBR-OIG-4. The transcript has 4 exons. Bases 1 to 468 code for a protein of 155 amino acids. The record is from RefSeq and is a predicted model, not a curated record. NCBI's taxonomy places the organism in Eukaryota, Metazoa, Nematoda, Chromadorea, Rhabditida, Rhabditidae.